Molecule: messenger RNA, 2621 nt
Organism: Exaiptasia diaphana
Lineage: Eukaryota; Metazoa; Cnidaria; Anthozoa; Actiniaria; Aiptasiidae
Biological process (GO): negative regulation of actin filament polymerization
Cellular component (GO): cytoplasm; cytoskeleton
Molecular function (GO): protein binding
Source: RefSeq, a predicted model, not a curated record
CUUAAACUCGACACAAAAAGCAGACAAGACGCAUUCAACCGUUGCUUAUAUCCUCUGGUCCAUUUGAUACCCCCACUAGAUAUGGCAACUGGACCUUUCCGCCUUAAGAACGGCAGAAGAAGUCCCAGGAUUACGUCAAGUCAAGAGAGACUUCCAAGCUAUGAUAGUGAUGGAGAGAGCCUCGACUCUGAUACAGAUUCCCUUGCAAGUGAGAACGUAAACCAGAUGUUAGACUCAGAUUUCUCACCGCGRAGCAGUACGUCAAGUGCAGGUUAUUUGUCGCCCUUUGAUUUCAACUUCGAGUCUUUUCAGUCCUCUCCGACUGAUAAACGUCCAACAAAUCUUCUUGAAAAGUCAAUAGCUAGUCUUCCUGCGGGAUCUGAUUUGAAAAACACAUURAUUUUUAUACGAAAACAAAUGAAACAGUGUUUAAUGAGACUAAAAGAACUCGAAGAAACAGCUCGUAAYGUUCCCACUUUACACGUACGGAUCUCCGUCCUACAAGAAGAAAAACGACAACUUUUGAAACAAUUACAAACUAAAAUGUCAUUGAAAAAGAGUCGUUAUKGUUGUAAUGACUUGUACUAUAGUGCUAUAAGACAGCGAGGUUGUAAAAGCGACACAGAGGAYGAUGAUGAUGAUGGUUUUUCGUCUGUGAGGCGGAAAUUACGCGCGAAGCUUUCUUCGUCAGCAACAUCAUUGCACGAAAUACAAGAUGUAUAUAAAUGCGACAAUGACAAGACAAGCGAAACAACUGAUGUUUCUUAUCUUGAACGUACUAAAGACUGCCAACCUAAGAUUGAUGUAAUCAACAGACGUCUAGUAGGGGAGCGCGAUCAAAGAAAUAAAGUACAGUCCUCGCGAAAUAUCUCUACUCGUUCCAUUGGUGUUGGGAUGAUGAGGUCGUUUACAAGGGACAUUGGAGUAGGAAACUCAAUGGCUGUCGUAGAAAUGAAGGAUGAAGGCAACCAAAAUGUACCCAUCACGACAACAGUAGCCUGCGAUWCUCUAGGAACAGAUUGUUGUGAUAAAAGCACCAUUGCCAAACCUAUUCUGAAAUCAACUGGUUCACAAUCUAACCUUCCAUUAUGGAUUCCCUUUUCACAACCCGACGUUGAGUGUAGUGCGACUCAGACCCCACCCAAACCCACUAAAGUGUCCAUAGGGGUGGGUCUUUGUACUGUAGAUGAUGACUGUUCGUGUCYGUGUGGUAUGUCUAAGACUGUCGAUGAAAUAAUGGCCAACAAGAUCGUUCUUCCUGUGCUGAUAUCGAGAGGUGUCGGUGAUUUGUCUGUAGAAGACGCGCAUUUAUGUGAUAAUUGUUGCCGAACCGUUGCUUGUGAGAGCGAAUUAAAGCAUAAAACUGUAGGUGUUGGCUCAUGCCGAGUAACAGACACAUUUUGUACAAAUUGUGACACMAAGAAAACUCGUUCGAUUGGUACAGGCGAUAGAAGCAUUCAUGACGUCAUCGAAAUAACUCCACAACCAGCUCCCGACAACCAUCGCGCGUUCUGUGAAAAURUAAGCAGGACGAUAGGAGUUGGUGAUUGUCGUGUGACAGACAAUGACUGUCGACGCUGUYUGAAUCUACAGACAAAAUCUAUUGGCGUAGGUUGUGAUGAGGUUAAUUCAUUGCAGAAAAAUAAAGACAAAUACAUCGAAGGAUCAGUAACAUUUCAUAUUAAUGGUCAUUUAGACCCUCAGACAUUUGGUAUUGAUGAUAAAAAGCUUCUUGAUGAUAGUGAGACUGCAAGCAACGGUAGCGCUACAUUAACCCAUGUGAGUAGCGAGUCACAUGAUUCUGAUGAAUCAAGUAUUGACCACGACAACCCUAGCAGUGACAGCACAGGACAGAUGAGCGAGCCUUCGAAUACACCCAAUGGUCAGCMGUCAGGUAGUAGGGUAAGUGAGGAUGUAUUAUCAGCCUGCAAACUUCUACAUGGUCAUCUUUACAACGGAAAAGAAGUUGGAAGAGAGCAGUUGGGAAAUAACGCCCUCCAUUACGCCGUCACCUAUGGCAACUGGAAGGUUGUCGACGUCCUUCUUUCUACUCAUGGCAUCAACGUGGAUUUGUUUAAUCAGGCUGGUUAUACCGCAGUGAUGUUAGCUUCGCUGACAGGAUUACAAAGAGAAGGAGUCAAAGACAUUGCACGAAGACUUUUAGAUAUGGGUGACGUCAACAAAAAAGUCGAAGAGACUGGGCAAACACCGUUGAUGCUGGCCGUGUCUUGCGGGAAGGUGGACAUGGUGGAACUAUUGCUUGAARCUGAUGCAGAUAUUAAUGCCCAAGAUGACGAAUGUUCGACAGCGUUGAUGUGUGCCUGUGAACAUGGACGCACAGAUGUUGCACGAAUACUGUUAGCCAGUCCAAACUGUAACUCCAGCGUGCAAGACAAUGAGGGAAGCACUGCUCUGUCAAUAGCUAUGGAACGUAAUUUUCAUGAUCUGGCAUUGUUGAUUUAUGGUCAUUCAAACUUCACAUAUCACACUCAAUGGAAUAAGAAAAUCUCCACCGUUUGAUAUAGACCGCACAAGAUUGAUUUCGUCACUAGAAGAUGUAUGUAACAUAAGGCAAAAAGUAGCUGUAAUUUUGUUAUAAUUAAAACAACUAUUAUAUUUUG